UAAAAUAUCGAAAAAUAAAAUCAAACUGCAACCGCAAAAAACUGUAAAAAAAACCGACUGAAAAAGAAAGAGAAAAGAAGAGAGGGAAAAUGGAGAAGCAAACCAAAUCUGAGGUUGUUGUUUUCCCUACCACGAAGGAAGACCCAGAAAAAAUUUUCUUCACAGAAGAAGAAGAAGACGAAAAUGAUAUUUCAAAUUGGGAAUUCAUUAACUCCUCUGAUUCUGAUGCUGAUGAUGUCCUCUCUCUCUCUGAUGCUUCUUGGCACUCUUCCCUUUCUUCCUCCCCAAAGGACAGCCCGAUUCCUGACCUGAUUCAAGAUUAUGAUGAUGAUCAUCAUCAUCAACAUCACCUCGAUUAUGAGCCACUCCGUGAUGGGUAUGGUGAGCCAUACAUAGGUGAUCAGGAAGAGGAUGAUGGUGAUGAUUAUGAUGAUAAUGAGGAUGACGCUGAUGGGUAUGAUUUGGAUGAUGAGUUGGUGCCACGUGAAAUGAGAGGGAAGUUUGGAAGGCAAAGGAUGAGGAAAUUAGGGAAGAGGGCAUUUGCCAAGAUGCACACUUCAAAAAAGUCACCAUUUUUGUAUGUGAAGCCUGGGUGUGUUCAUGGCAAGCAUGGGCUUGGAUUGAAGCACAGUUUCUAAAGAGAAAAAGUUAGCAACUUUGGAGGUGAUUCAUGGAGGAAAUGCGCCAUCUUUAAUUGGGUACUUGUUGGAACCUUCAUUUGAUUUAGGUUGUAACUACUCUAGUUUGGAUUGCUUAAUUAUUAGUUUUAAUUCAAUUUGACUUGGCUCAUUUGGUUGUCAAUUACCUAAUUAUUAUGUUGGUGUUUAUAAAAUUCUAUUCCGUAA
Durio zibethinus is the source of this 845-nucleotide messenger RNA. RefSeq lists its product as uncharacterized. The record is from RefSeq and is a predicted model, not a curated record. NCBI's taxonomy places the organism in Eukaryota, Viridiplantae, Streptophyta, Magnoliopsida, Malvales, Malvaceae.